AUGAUGAGGCAAUGCCUUUCAGGAAUUGACAUAUACUAUAUUUUCAAUAGCUAUAAUUGUGAAGAUAUUUCGCAAAACAAUUAUGAAGAUGUGUGGAGGAGAUCCUUGACUCAAAAGUUAGAGUCAACUUUGAAUUCUCAUCCCACAGCAAUAGACAUAGACAUAAAAUGCCAAACAUAUAAUUUAUUCCUUACUGUUGAGUGGGCCAAUAAUGAAAGUGUUCGCAAAUCGCUGCACAUUCGAGAGGGAACUAAAGGCAAGUGGUAUCGUUGUGAUACUACUGAUUUUGAGCAUGACAUAUCUAGUAGCUUUGAGUUUCAUUUAAAUCUCAGUACUAAAGGAUAUCGUUCUCUGAUAUAUAGUGGGGACCAUGAUGCAGUUGUUCCUUUAAUAUCAACUCAAGCAUGGAUUAGAGCUCUAAACUACUCCAUUGUAGAAGAUUGGAGGUCAUGGCUUUUAGAAGACCAAGUUGCAGGAUAUACAAGGACAUACUCUAAUCAAAUGACAUUUGCAACUGUGAAGGGUUCAGGACACACGCCAGCUGAUUACAAGCCAGAUGAAUGUUACGCCAUGUUUGAAAGGUGGAUAGCUAAUAAGCCUUUAUAA
This is a messenger RNA of Sphenostylis stenocarpa, 606 nucleotides long. The record is from the annotation of a GenBank genome assembly. NCBI's taxonomy places the organism in Eukaryota, Viridiplantae, Streptophyta, Magnoliopsida, Fabales, Fabaceae.